Messenger RNA from Larimichthys crocea (large yellow croaker), 399 nucleotides. Its product is annotated as plexin A3-like. Gene Ontology annotation, biological process: semaphorin-plexin signaling pathway; regulation of cell migration. The transcript is spliced from 3 exons. Lineage: Eukaryota; Metazoa; Chordata; Actinopteri; Sciaenidae. Gene Ontology annotation, cellular component: plasma membrane; semaphorin receptor complex. The annotation marks the transcript as partial. The record is from RefSeq and is a predicted model, not a curated record. Gene Ontology annotation, molecular function: semaphorin receptor activity.
GUGCUCCAGACAGGAAGCAUGUGACAAGUGGGAGGAGCCUCAGCACUUCAACACCCGUCUGGACCAAUGUGUCGACAUCUCCGUUACCCCGAGCAACAUGUCCGUCACCUCGCCAGCAACACAGUUGACCAUUCGAGUGCAGAACGUCCCGGCGCUGUCAGGGGGCGUGUCCUGUGUGUUCGAGGAGCUGAGUGAGACACCUGGAGAGGUGACGGACAGAGGUCAGGUGAUGUGUCUGUCACCGUCACUGAGAGAGCUGCCCACAUACACACAGUCCUACGGUGAGAAGCGAGUGGUCCAGCUCAGCCUGAGGUCCACAGAGACCGGACAUCACUUCAUCACCACCAGCUUCAUCUAUUACAACUGCUCUGUGCUCAACUCGUAAGUCUGACCAAUCAG